Messenger RNA from Xenopus tropicalis (tropical clawed frog), 1111 nucleotides. It is a transcript of the gene eloc, whose product is annotated as elongin C. The record is from RefSeq and is a predicted model, not a curated record. Gene Ontology annotation, biological process: ubiquitin-dependent protein catabolic process. Gene Ontology annotation, cellular component: ubiquitin ligase complex; nucleus; cytoplasm. Bases 331 to 669 code for a protein of 112 amino acids. Lineage: Eukaryota; Metazoa; Chordata; Amphibia; Anura; Pipidae. The transcript is spliced from 4 exons.
AACACGUCACGUCCGUUUCCCAUGAAGCCCUGGGCGUGAUUGUGCAGCUGUCGCCAGGGAGAGGAGCGCCGGGGCCGCAGGAGGAGCCUUGGAUCUGCGGCCGGUGAGGGACGGGCUCAGUCACGUAGGGGAUUUGCUACAUAUGAGAGCCGGGGGGCCGCUGGGGAAGGGGGUCCUAUACUUAUUCCUUAGUUGAAACCCCCUGCAGCGUUCUGUUCUGGCAGUGAAUUCUGUCGUGGGCGACGAGAGUUUUAGUUAAACAAGAGCAAUAGGCUGAAUCAUCACUUGAAUUAUUUUUGUAAAAGGAGACCAUACAGUUAAGCCACAACCAUGGAUGGUGAAGAGAAAACCUAUGGUGGCUGUGAGGGUCCUGAUGCUAUGUACGUAAAACUGAUUUCAUCUGAUGGCCAUGAAUUUAUUGUUAAAAGAGAACAUGCUUUGACAUCAGGAACAAUAAAGGCCAUGUUAAGUGGUCCAGGCCAGUUUGCUGAAAAUGAAACCAAUGAAGUGAAUUUCCGAGAGAUUCCCUCCCAUGUUCUAUCUAAAGUCUGCAUGUAUUUCACCUACAAAGUUCGUUAUACAAACAGCUCCACAGAAAUACCUGAAUUUCCCAUUGCGCCAGAGAUCGCACUGGAACUGCUGAUGGCAGCAAACUUCCUAGACUGUUAAAUAAAAUAAAUUAUGGAAAAUCAAUAUGUUAAAUGGAUUCUUUUAUAUUUAAAUGCCUAGUUUGUUUGUUUUCUAUUUAGCAUGUUUGCAUUUUUCCAAGCAGUGUAUUGUAUAUGUAUAUUGUUCAAGCACCCACAUACUUCCUUAGCAAAGCAGCCGGCGUGAAACGAUCUGCUUCUUGCUUGCGUUUUUUCUUUCUACUUGCUCACUGUCUGUAAUAAACCAUUAUGAAAAUAUGAUGUUAACGAAGUGCUUUAGACAUUUACUCUUUCAUUGCUUCAAGACUGAGCAUGGGCUGUUGGAUUAACCAGGAAGUCACCUUGCAUUGUAUUCCUUUAAGUUGUUUCAAAUUUAAUUAUAUUUUUCUGAACUUGUCUGGAAAAAGUGACAUGAAACAUGAAAUAUCUGCUAAAUAUUUUAAUAAAAAUACAAUUUUUUAAAU